AUGCGUAAAGACAGCGCAGUUUGGGGAUUCGUCAAAGACGGCGCCAGUUCUAGUACGGAGAACAUCAUUAUUCCGACCCCCACUACGGGAAAUGAAAAGAAUCUGACCAAUGCCAGGCGCAGUGAGCACGGGGAGUGCAUCAGCAUGGAAAAAGCACAAAGGGAGGAAGGCCAAUUAGGCGAUUUCAACAGGGAAAGUAAAAUCUCUGCAGAGGGCCCGAGCGAUAGAAGUGUACCCCAGCAGAAAACCCAACAUGCAGAUGGAUUGAGCGAUAAAAGUGCACUAUCGCAGAAUGAUCAAAAUUCAGACGAGGAAAAUGUACACAGGGCCCAUAUUGACACGCUACGGAAGAUGAAGUCAAACCCAGAAAUAAAUCUAAAGAGAGGGGAAGAAAUAGUUAGAAAUGUCUGUGUGUUUGUUUCGGACGAUUUGACAUUAAAAAGGAAAAUUGAAGCCCCGCCGGAGGAGUUUAUAAAUCGACUCUCCAUGAAGGCUUUCCAUUUGUACUUCCCCCCGUAUGCCUCUUGUUACAACCAAAUUUCAAUGGCCCUGCUUUACCUAAGCGGAGACGUAGGUGACAUCCUCAUUGGACUGAAAUACUUCAUAGAGAAUCUUGAUGAGAUAAACUUUUUAGUGCUCAGCUGUAUUGCUAAUCUGAAAAGGAAAAAAAAAGUGAAGAGGAACCAAGUGAUCCUGCACCUCAUCCAGUUCCUAAGAAAUAGACUCUGCGAAGAGAACAUAAAUUAUAAAUACAGUCGGGAACAUAUGUUGGACUUUUACGAUAAUCUCAUGCAUAGCAAGAGGACAUUUUUCGAGGCAGGACUUAUGAAAGACGCGGUGGACGUGAAGGACUUGAGGCUAAUCUACCUCUACACGCACGGCAUUCGGAUGAAGAAAGAAAGCAGCUUCGUGAAGGAGGUACUCCAUCCGAUCAGUGACUCACCCUCCGAAGCGGAGAAUCCUUGUCGUGAAGGACAAGUGAAGAACGAAAUGAAUAGACGGAACCUUGUCAUUUCAAGCAGCGGUCACGAAUUAAAUUUGAAAUAUAGAAAAAAAAAAAAGAAAAAAAAAAAGAAAAAAAAAAAACUGGUGGGAGAGAUCCCCGUCCCGAAUGUACACCUAGGGUUACACUCAUGUUUUAGAGAAAGAUCCAUCUACAAUAUAGGAAGUUGUAAUAGUUCAUUUUUUUUAAAAAAAAAAAUGUGUAAGUAUACUUCCAAAUAUAUUGAGAGGUACAUGAAGGGUCGGAACAUGUGCAGAAACGGAGACACCGGCAUUUGCAGCUGUCUUUCCAGCAUCAUUGUAAGCGUAUUUAGUGACGCCAAACUUCGGGAAAAGGUUAACAUUGCCAAGAAGGAAGUCAAGAGUGUUAAAAAUGCUUUUCUUAAAAUUAAGAGAAUAGAAAAUUUGGUUGACAGGAUGAUCAAGUAUGACCCUGAAAAUGUGAUCUAUACCGGGGGAGACACCCUCCCCCAGAGAGCAAUUCAAGAGGCACACAAAUAUAAUGAAGAUGAGGAGAGAGGUAGAAGCCAAGUGAAAAGGAAGCGCUCUCAAGUGGAAGCCGAACUUCCCAAGGAGGAACCCCCCCAAAUGAUUAACGGUGAAGUGACCACUUCAAAUUGUUGUAACACUCGUGAAAGGACUUUCUCUGAAAUAUUUUCCUCAGAAAAUAGAAAAAAAAAAAAAAAAAAAACAGGAAAGAGCAAGGAGAAUAAUGCAGACAGGGAGGGUGACGAAGAAGACUCUGAUGCAGAGAGCGAAGAAAGCAUAAAAACAUACUACUACGAAAACUAUGAUUUUAAUUUUGUAUUUCUGGGAAGUGUAAAAAAGGGAUCCGAUCGGCACAGGUCUUUGUUGUUUAAGUUGCUUUGCGACUCGGUGGACAUCCCCUGCAGAUUUGUCCGUUAUGUAAAGAACCAAAGAGUCAAGUAUUUCAACCUCGUCCUAAUUCCGUCUCUUCCAGAGCAAAAUAUUCCCGAGUGCAUUAUCCCCAUUUUUUGGGAGGAAAAGACAAAAACGAAAACGAACACAAGUGGGCAGUCAAGGAUCACCAUUUCUAACUUUACGAAUAAUGUGAAAAUGACUCUUGGAUAUAUUGAUAAUUUUUUUUUGAAAAUAUGGGAAGGUAACAACGAAGUUGUAAACCUAGACGAUUACUUCAUCUUUGAGAAAAAGCUGGGAGUGGGUGGAUUUGGCGAAGUGUGGGACGUAUCCCUAAAGGAGGAUAGACAAGUUCAGACCUCAUUUUUCUUCCCGAGCAUAAAAGACACAGCGCACUUCGCGUUGAAAAUUAUGGAUAUGAACGAAUUCAACCUAAACGAGUCUGUGAUUCUGCGGGAGAAGGCACAUGCCAACGUCGUGAAGAUAUAUUGCACCUUCAAGGGAUACCAAAUGUUGUUGAAUAGGCAGCACCAGGAGGAGAGGAAGGAGUGCCUCUGCUUUCUACUGCAGUUGGCCGACACGUCUUUAGAAAAGGUCUUCUGCGACACGGGAGCGACAUACAACCUGAAUUUCGCGCGACUAACUCUGUUGGAGAUAGCGAACGUAAUGUCAUUCAUUCACAAGCCAAAUACCAAGCAGGAAUUUUACAUAUAUCGUGACUUGAAGCCAGACAACGUGUUGAUGAAGGGAAAGGAAAUCCUCCUGACGGACUUCAACCUGUCCAGGAAGGUCGACCAAGAAUUCGAAUAUCUUAUGAGUCAAUGUUGUGGCACAAGGGGUCACUUGGCACCUGAGCAGAAAAGCGUGGCUUACAACAAGACUGUUGAUAUUUGGGCCUUUGCAGUUAUUGUGGCAAAAUUUUUAAAGCACAAAAAUUUCCACUACUUUUCACAUGGAGGAUAUAAGGUGGACUUGAAGCAUUUUGAGAUUCAGGACAAAUUUCUCAUAAACUUGAUGCUCUCCUGCAUCGACGAGAACCCCUUCAUGCGGCCCACAUUUGCGGAAAUUUCCAGGAUGAUUAUUAACGAAAUUGUGAGAAACGAGCUGGAGAGGUAUGGGCGGAGCACAUUUUUGAAGAGAGAUUGA
Molecule: messenger RNA, 3027 nt
Organism: Plasmodium knowlesi strain H
Lineage: Eukaryota; Apicomplexa; Aconoidasida; Haemosporida; Plasmodiidae
Product: protein kinase, putative
Exons: 15
Coding region: 1-3027 (1008 amino acids)
Biological process (GO): mitotic DNA damage checkpoint signaling; protein phosphorylation
Cellular component (GO): nucleus; cytoplasm
Molecular function (GO): protein serine/threonine kinase activity; ATP binding
Source: RefSeq, a predicted model, not a curated record